This is a messenger RNA of Eruca vesicaria subsp. sativa (arugula), 1443 nucleotides long. The record is from the annotation of a GenBank genome assembly. Lineage: Eukaryota; Viridiplantae; Streptophyta; Magnoliopsida; Brassicales; Brassicaceae.
AUGUUACCCUCCAAAGAGAAGCUUCUUCCUGGCCCUGCGGGUCUACCUAUCAUUGGUAACUUGCACCAGUUUGGAAGAUUUCUUCACAAAUCUCUUCACAAAAUAUCCCAAGAAUAUGGACCGGUGAUGCUUCUCCAUUUCGGGGUAGUCCCCGUGAUCAUUGUCUCUUCCAAAGAAGGAGCUGAGGAAGUGCUCAAGACUCAUGAUCUUGAGACUUGUAGCCGACCUAAGACGGUCGGGACCGGGUUGUUUACUUACAACUUUAAAGACGUUGGUUUCGCCCCUUUCGGUGAGAACUGGAGAGAGAUGAGGAAAAUCAUGGUGCUCGAGCUCUUUAGCCAGAAAAAACUCAAGUCCUUCAGGUAUAUUAGAGAGGAAGAGAGCGAAUUAUUGGUCAAUAAGGUCUCAAACUCAGCUAAUGAGAAACCAAGCUCAUGGGUUGAUUUGAGAAAAGUCAUCUUCUCCUAUGCGGCCAGCAUCAUUUGUAGACUCGCUUUUGGACAAAACUUCCACGAGUGUGACUUUGUCGAUAUGGAGAGAGUAGAAGAGUUGGUGCUUGAGUCAGAGACCAACCUCGGCUCGUUGUCGUUAGCCGACUUCUUCCCUGCGGGAUGGCUCAUUGACCGGAUCUCCGGCCAGCACUCGAGGCUGAAGAAAGCCUUUGCUAAACUCACUACUUUCUUUGAGCAUGUGAUUGAUGAUCAUCUGAAGACAGGACAACCCCAAGAUCACUCAGACAUCAUCAGUGUCAUGUUGGAUAUGAUCAACAAGCCCAGUAAAGUCGGUUCUUUUAAAGUCACUGAUGACCAUCUCAAAGGAGUCAUGUCGGACGUGUUUCUGGCUGGAGUGAAUGCGGGAGCCAUCACAAUGAUAUGGACAAUGACAGAGCUAAGCAGACAUCCAAGAGUUAUGAAAAAACUCCAAGAAGAGAUUCGAACAACACUCGGACCCAACAAAGAGAGAAUCACAGAAGAAGAUCUAGAGAAAGUUGAGUACUUGAAGCUGGUGAUCGAGGAAACAUUCAGAUUACACCCACCAGCUCCUCUCUUGCUCCCAAGGCUAACAAUGUCCAACAUCAAGAUUCAAGGCUUUAACAUCCCUAAGAACACCAUGAUCCAAAUCAACACUUAUACGAUUGGACGUGAUCCCAAAAACUAUACAAAUCCCGAAGAGUUCAUCCCCGAGAGGUUUGUGGAAAACCCUAUAGAGUAUAAGGGUAAGCAUUUUGAGCUAUUGCCGUUUGGAGCCGGACGUAGGGUAUGUCCCGGGAUGGCCACGGGGAUCGCCAUGGUUGAGCUCUGCCUUCUCAGCCUUCUUUACUUCUUUGAUUGGACCUUGCCGGAGGGAAUGACCAUUGAAGACAUUGACAUGGACGAAGAUGGAGCUUUCGUCAUCGCCAAGAAAGUUCCUCUAGAACUCGUACCAACUAUUCAUCGCUGGUGA